AUGUCGGUUUCAAGCAUGCUUGCAGUUGGAGGAACGAGAACCUCUGGAACGUCCGUGAGGACUCAAAAUGUGAUGGCAGCAUGUUCUAUUGCAAAUAUUGUCAAGAGUUCUUUGGGACCUGUAGGUCUUGAUAAAAUGCUUGUAGAUGAUAUAGGUGAUGUUACAAUUACAAAUGAUGGAGCAACUAUACUUAAACUACUAGAAGUAGAGCAUCCAGCUGCAAAAGUGUUAGUUGAAUUAGCUGAAUUGCAAGAUCAAGAAGUUGGUGAUGGUACAUCAUCAGUAGUAAUUAUUGCUGCCGAACUUUUACGCAAUGCUGACGAAUUAGUGAAAUACAGAAUUCAUCCAACAUCUAUAAUAAGUGGAUAUAGAUUGGCAUGCAAAGAAGCAUGUAAGUACAUUCAAGAACAUAUGACUAUUAAUGUUGAUGAAUUAGGGCGAGAAUGUAUUAUUAAUGCUGCAAAAACUUCAAUGUCUUCAAAAUUGAUUGGACCAGAUGCAGACUUUUUUGCUGAAAUGGUAGUGGAUGCUGCCAUGGCUGUGAAAGUGUCAGAUGGAAAAGGUGGUUUCAAGUAUCCAAUUAAGGCUGUAAAUAUUUUAAAAGCCCAUGGCCGUAGCACUAGAGAGAGUAUAUUGGUGCAAGGAUAUGCAUUAAAUUGCACUGUGGCAUCACAAGCUAUGCCAAAGAAAGUAGCACCUGCUAAAAUUGCUUGCCUUGAUUUUGGAUUACAAAAAGUUAAAAUGCAUUUAGGUGUUCAAAUUUUAGUAACUGAUCCUGAAAAAUUAGAUGCUAUUCGUCAGAGGGAAUCUGACAUCACCAAGGAGAGAGUUCAAAAAAUUCUUGCAGCCGGUGCUAAUGUAAUAUUAACUACAGGUGGUAUUGAUGACUUGUGUCUGAAGUAUUUUGUAGAAGCUGGAGCAAUUGCAGUUCGUCGCUGUAAGAAAGCAGAUCUCAGGAGAAUUGCAAAAGCAACAGGAGCUCAGUUAUUAGUUAGUAUAGUUAAUACUGAUGGAGAAGAAAGUUUUGAUGCAACAAUGCUAGGAGAGGCUGAAGAAGUUGUCCAAGAAAAAAUUUGUGAUGAUGAAUUAAUACUUAUUAAAGGGCCUAAAGCUCACUCUGCCAGUUCAAUCAUUUUACGUGGUGCUAAUGAUUAUUUUGUUGAUGAAAUGGAACGUUCUCUUCAUGAUUCUCUGUGUGUUGUGAAACGAGUAUUGGAAAGUAAAGUAGUAGUACCUGGUGGUGGUGCUGUGGAAGCUGCACUUUCAAUUUAUUUAGAAAAUUUUGCUGCUACUUUGAGUUCUAGGGAACAGUUGGCUAUAGCUGAAUAUGCCAAGUCAAUGCUUGUUAUUCCAAUGACAUUAGCUGUGAAUGCUGCAAAAGAAGCUACUGAUCUUGUUGCAAAACUCAGAGCCUAUCAUAAUAGUUCUCAAACAAAACCAGAGCAUGCUCAUUUGAAAUGGGUUGGAUUAGACUUGUAUGAAGGAACAGUGUGUGAUAAUAGAAAGGCUGGUGUCCUGGAGCCAGCAAUAUCAAAAAUCAAAUCGUUGAAGUUUGCCACAGAGGCAGCAAUUACAAUAUUGCGCAUUGACGACCUAAUCAAGUUGAAUCCAGAAAAGAAAGACGACCACGCUUACCAACAAGCAGUAAAUGCUGGCGAACUUUAAUAUAUUUAUUAAAAA
This is a messenger RNA of Centruroides sculpturatus (bark scorpion), 1680 nucleotides long. It is a transcript of the gene CCT1, whose product is annotated as T-complex protein 1 subunit alpha-like. Gene Ontology annotation, biological process: protein folding. The transcript is spliced from 12 exons. NCBI's taxonomy places the organism in Eukaryota, Metazoa, Arthropoda, Arachnida, Scorpiones, Buthidae. The record is from RefSeq and is a predicted model, not a curated record. The coding region runs from base 1 to 1665 and encodes 554 amino acids. Gene Ontology annotation, cellular component: chaperonin-containing T-complex. Gene Ontology annotation, molecular function: ATP-dependent protein folding chaperone; ATP hydrolysis activity; ATP binding.